Brassica napus (rape) is the source of this 956-nucleotide messenger RNA. RefSeq names its product probable flavin-containing monooxygenase 1. The record is from RefSeq and is a predicted model, not a curated record. The transcript is spliced from 4 exons. Lineage: Eukaryota; Viridiplantae; Streptophyta; Magnoliopsida; Brassicales; Brassicaceae. Gene Ontology annotation, molecular function: flavin adenine dinucleotide binding; N,N-dimethylaniline monooxygenase activity; NADP binding. The coding region runs from base 1 to 939 and encodes 312 amino acids.
AUGUUUUCCAGAAUUCACUUGGAUGGAUUCAGUUUAGUGAUGCAUUCGAUGGAUUACUGCAAGUUAGAGAAAGAAGAAGCUCUUGAUCUCCUUCGUGGCAAGAAAGUCGCCGUUGGCUUCAAGAAAUCUGCCAUUGAUUUGGCUUUAGAGUCUGCUUUAGCCAAUCGAGGAGAAGGUGGACAAGCAUGCACAAUGGUGGUGAGAACAACACAUUGGGUGAUUCCGCAUUAUUGGCGAGCUAUGGUAUCAAAAUUCAUCGAAUCAUAUGUUACCUGGAAGCUUCCUCUAGAGAAAUAUGGUCUUAAACCGGACCAUCCUUUUGAAGAAGACUAUGCUUCUUGUCAAAUGGCGAUCAUACCGGAGAAUUUCUUCGAGGAAGCGGAUAAAGGGAUGAUCCGUUUUAAGAAAACACCAAAAUGGUGCUUUUGUGAUGAAGGGAUUGAGUUUGAGGAUGGGACUACGCUAGAAGCUGAUGUUGUGAUACUCGCGACUGGUUAUGAUGGAGACAAGAAACUAAAAGCCAUUAUUCCUGAACCAUUUCGAAGUUGGCUUGAGUUUCCAUGGGGUCUCAUGCCGUUGUACAGGGGAACAAUCCAUCCAUUGAUACCAAACAUGGGCUUCGUGGGAUACGUUCAAAGUAACUCGAACGUACGCGCAUCAGAGUUACGUUCCAUGUGGUUAAACCGGCUCAUGGAUGAGAAAUUCAAAUUACCAAGCAAAGAGAAAAUGUUGUACCAAUUCUAUAAAGAAAUGAAAGUGAUGAAAAAAUCAAGCAGAUUCUAUAAAAAUCACUGCAUUUCUACUUUCAGCAUCCAACAUGCUGAUGAUCUAUGUAAUGACAUGGGACUCAAUCCUCGGAGAAAAUCCAACUUGUUCCUUGACGUAUUUUGUCCUUAUGGUUCUCAAGAUUAUCGAUUCGAUCAAGAAGAAACUAAAUAAAUAUACUACAACAAGAA